Molecule: messenger RNA, 1368 nt
Organism: Anolis carolinensis (green anole)
Lineage: Eukaryota; Metazoa; Chordata; Lepidosauria; Squamata; Anolidae
Gene: timmdc1
Product: translocase of inner mitochondrial membrane domain containing 1
Exons: 7
Coding region: 34-801 (255 amino acids)
Cellular component (GO): mitochondrion
Source: RefSeq, a predicted model, not a curated record
CCCUUUUUCCUCUGUUCCGGCGGCUGGUCGGCCAUGGCGGAAGCAGGGCUGAGGGCUCUCGCCGGGGGGAAGGCCGCUGCCUCCUCCUCUGCUCCCUCGCCGGCCUCGGAGCCCAGGGCUGAAGACUCGGGCUGGGGACGCCUCCGGGAGCUCUUCCGCCGCGAUGAAUAUAAUCGAUACCCAGAAGAAACUCUAAAUAUAAUUAAAGCAACAAUUUCAGGUGGCAUUGUUGGCUUGAUUUAUGGAGGGAUACCUGGUUUUAUUUAUGCCAAGAAGCGGUAUAUUGAGCAGAGUGAAGGAGAAGUUUACCAUAAUCGUCUGGAUGCUGUGCAAUCUGCACAUCGUGCAGGAACCAGGGGCUUCAUCCGUUAUGGCUGGCGUUGGAGCUGGAGAGUUGCGGCCUUUGUUGCAAUAUUCAACACAGUGAGCACUGGACUCACCGCGUACCGUGAUAAAAUUAGCCUCAGCCACUUUGCCAUUGCAGGAGCUUGUACAGGAGGCUUGUUCAGACUGAACUUGGGUUUGAGGGGUUUGCUUGGCGGAAGCAUUUUGGGCGCAUUGUUGGGUGUCCCUGCAGGAGGAUUACUGAUGGCAGCACAAAAUCUUGCUGGCGAAUCCUUACAUGAGAAAAGAAAACGGAAACAAAGGGAGCUAUAUGAACAGAAACUAGCAGAAUGGGAGACCAGCCUUAAAAUCACUGAGAAUAUUUCAGGAGAUACGAAUAUUGCCUUUCAAGAAGGAAGUGGGGAGUUGAAUGCUGGAAAGAUGCAAGAAUUACAAAUUUUCCAUCCCAAAUCCUGAAUCAUGAAUAGACCACAAAUUGACUUAAUUUUGAACAUUGAAUUCCAUCAAAUUAUAUCAAAGAAAUAUGCGCACUAAGAUAUUUAUUAGAACAGGAAAACGCAGCAGAAAGAGCGGGUGUGUUUGGCCAGCUAAACUAGCAAACUUGGACACUCGUCUUCUGAGAUAAAUGCCUGAAUUUUUGCUGGACAGGAGAGAAGCUUUUGUGGACAUGCAAAAUGAAGUAAAGGACACAGAAAAGUACAAGAUGUUCUUCAACAGGAUGAGCUGUGAGAAUGGUAGAAGAUAUCAGAACUCAUUCUGUGGACCAGUGAACAGUAUUCUGAAUGAAUAAAAGAGUGUCAGAAUAAUUAUGUGGUAUUUCAGACCAAAGUCAGUAAAGUAAUGUAACUUAUAAGUAUCUAUUGCUGUGUCUGACUAAACACUGUCCAGAGAAAUCCAAGCUUUAUGGAACCCUCAUUUAGCAUAGGUGAGUGGUCAACCUAUGCAAAUGUGUGUGUUGUCCUUUUUUUCUGAAUGUGUAUUGCAUAUAGAUGAUUUUUUUAAAAUUAAAAUUUUAAAAACGUG